AUGGCGAUAAAGGGAUCGCCUCGAGGUCGUCGCACUCAGUAUGCCGCAUUCGGUGUCGCCCUAAUUAUCUUCUACCUGCUCUACUCACCAUGGACGUCGCGGGCCCAUCUCGAGUCAGUACGACUGACGAAAUUCAUGAAUUCCGUCGAUGAAACCCAUCACAUCGACUUUGCCCCGAGCAGCUUCAACUGGAGCAAUGUCAAACACAAAUAUGCCGUCGACGACGAGGCACUAGCCCAGGUCCCAUUCAGCAAAUUUGCCCGACUUCCCAGAGUGCAGUUCAAGUUUCCCGCCGAGACUCUGGAGCAACGUCAGCAGAGGGAGUACAAGAGGCAGCAAGUUAGAAAUACGUUUGUGCGAGACUGGGAGGCAUAUCGCAAGUUUGCGUGGAUGAAGGACGCCUUGCUGCCCGUCUCUGGCGGCUACCGUGAUCAAUUCUCUGGCUGGGCAGCGACCUUGGUCGACUCCCUCGACACCCUCUGGAUCAUGGGCCUCAAGACCGAGUUCGAAGAGGCCGUGGCGGCCGUCGCUAAGAUUGACUUUGGCCAGUCCACCUCGGACAACGUCAAUACAUUCGAGACCAACAUAAGAUAUAUGGGAGGAUUACUUUCGGCGUACGACUUGAGCAAGCGACCGGUUCUGCUUGCCAAGGCGAUAGAGCUCGGAGACUUGCUCUAUGGUGCGUUCAAUACAGAGAAUCGCAUGCCCGUCGAUUUUAUUAGUCUAGAGCAAGCUAAGACUGGUGAGGGACUCAUGGUAGAACCCUCGGUGGUUUCGGCAGGCCCGGGCACUCUGUCACUGGAGAUGACUCGCUUGUCGCAAGUCACGGGUGAUCCAAAGUACUAUAAUGCCGUCUCUGGUGUCAUGAAUCUCUUCUUUCGAAACCAGAACAAGACCAAGAUACCAGGGUUAUGGCCCAAGAUGGUUUCCAUGAGCGGCAAGGACGUGUCAUCUGGCAAUGUCUUCACACUCGGCGGCUGUGCCGACUCCCUCUACGAGUAUCUGCCCAAGAUGCAUGGUUUGCUGCAGGGAGCCGAGCCAAUCUAUAGCACCAUGUCGCGGGGCUUUAUGAAUGCGGCAAACGAGCACUUGUUCUUUCGGCCAAUGGUACCAAGUCAAGAGGAUCUACUCAUCUCGGGAAACGCCGACUACCUAGGUGACGGCGAGGUGCAACUCGACCCUCAAUCCGAGCAUCUCACAUGUUUCAUCGGCGGCACCUUUGCGCUGGCAGGACGACUGCUCAAUCAACCCGGCGACAUUGAACUCGGCGCAAAGCUCACAAGAGGGUGCAUGUACGCCUACAAGUCCAUGCCGUCCGGGGUAGGCCCCGAGCGCUGGAACAUGGUCGCCUGCGCGUCCCGCGACGGCUGCGAAUGGAGCGAGGCGCGCUGGGGCCAGGAAAAGAAGAGACGGCUCGAGCUCAAUGAGCACCUGCCCAAGGGCUUCACGUCGGUCAGCGAUCCGCGCUACAUUCUUCGUCCCGAAGCCAUUGAGAGCGUCUUUGUCCUGUAUCGCAUAACUGGGCGCCAAGAAUUCCAGGAUGCUGCUUGGGACAUGUUCCUCGCCGUGCGGAAUGCUACGCGUACUCAAUACGCGAGUGGCUCUGUACCCGACGUGACAAAACCGGUGGACACGAGCAACAAUGAGGACUACAUGGAGAGCUUCUGGUUGGCCGAGACCUUGAAGUACUUUUACCUGGCCUUUUCUCCACCCGACCUCAUUAGUUUGGAUGAUUAUGUGCUCAAUACUGAAGCGCAUCCAUUCCUGCGACCGAGGUGA
Molecule: messenger RNA, 1779 nt
Organism: Pestalotiopsis fici W106-1
Lineage: Eukaryota; Fungi; Ascomycota; Sordariomycetes; Amphisphaeriales; Sporocadaceae
Exons: 1
Coding region: 1-1779 (592 amino acids)
Biological process (GO): carbohydrate metabolic process; N-glycan processing
Cellular component (GO): endoplasmic reticulum; Golgi membrane
Molecular function (GO): calcium ion binding; mannosyl-oligosaccharide 1,2-alpha-mannosidase activity
Source: RefSeq, a predicted model, not a curated record